AUGGCAAGGAUGGAAACAAUGAAAGGGGGAGACCCUCCCAAGCAGUGCUCCUGCAAAGCCCAGACCAGCCUGACAGAGACGACCAGCAUAAAAGCUGGACCAGAUCCUCUCUCCCUCACAUACUUCGCCUCACGCCUUAUCCUCCUGCUCCUGCUGACAAGCCUCACCCUUUCUCUUCCAGGGACCCUCCACACCACACCCAUGGCCUGCUACAAUCUCUGCACACCCUGCGGACCCACCCCGCUGGCCAACAGCUGCAACGAGCCCUGUGCCCUGCAAUGCCAGGACUCCCGCGUCAUCAUCAACCCUUCCCCUGUGCUGGUCACCCUGCCAGGACCCAUCAUGACCUCCUUCCCCCAGAGCACCGCCGUCGGAUCCACCUCCUCGGCUGCCGUGGGCACUGAACUCAGUGUGCAGGGACAGCCCAUCUCUGGGGGAUUUGGUGGCUUUGGCGGCUUUGGCUAUGGCCGUGGAUUUGGCUAUGGCCUGGGAGGCCUGGGCUGUGGCUACGGCAGAAGGGGCGGCUACAACUGCUAA
Molecule: messenger RNA, 537 nt
Organism: Oenanthe melanoleuca
Lineage: Eukaryota; Metazoa; Chordata; Aves; Passeriformes; Muscicapidae
Product: feather beta keratin-like
Exons: 3
Coding region: 1-537 (178 amino acids)
Cellular component (GO): intermediate filament
Molecular function (GO): structural constituent of cytoskeleton
Source: RefSeq, a predicted model, not a curated record